Molecule: messenger RNA, 954 nt
Organism: Nannospalax galili (Upper Galilee mountains blind mole rat)
Lineage: Eukaryota; Metazoa; Chordata; Mammalia; Rodentia; Spalacidae
Product: olfactory receptor 5B3-like
Exons: 1
Coding region: 1-954 (317 amino acids)
Biological process (GO): sensory perception of smell; G protein-coupled receptor signaling pathway
Cellular component (GO): membrane
Molecular function (GO): G protein-coupled receptor activity; olfactory receptor activity; odorant binding
Source: RefSeq, a predicted model, not a curated record
AUGAAACUGAUGGAGAACAGGACAGAGGCAACAGAGUUUAUCCUCCUAGGACUAACCAAUGCCCCAGAACUGCAGGUUCCCCUCUUUCUUCUGAUAACUAUCAUCUACCUCAUCAAUGUGGUUGGAAACCUGGGGAUGAUCAUGCUGAUUCUCUGGGACUCUCGGCUCCACACUCCCAUGUACUUUUUCCUUGGUAACCUGUCUCUGGUUGAUAUCUGUUACUCCUCAGCUGUAGCUCCUACAGCCCUGACUGGCCUGCUUUCAGGAAAGCAAGUCAUUUCCUACAAUGUCUGUGCUGCUCAGAUGUUCUUAUUUUCCAUCUUUGUCACCACGGAAGAUUUACUUUUGGCCGCAAUGGCCUAUGAUCGCUAUGCAGCAGUGUGCAAACCCCUGCAUUACAGCACCACCAUGACCACACGAAUGUGUGCCUGUUUGAUCAUAGCCUGCUAUGCUGGUGGAUUCCUCAAUGCCUCCAUCCACACUGGGGACACCUUCAGGCUUUCCUUCUGCAAAUCCAAUGUUGUCCAUCACUUUUUCUGUGAUGUUCCAGCAGUCAUGGUUCUCUCUUGCUCUGAUCGACGUGUCAGUGAGAUGGUUCUUAUUUAUGGAGCAAGCUUUGUGAUCUGUUCAGCACUCAUUAUUAUUUUGGUAUCAUACACGUUCAUCUUCAUCACCAUCUUCAAGAUGCGCUCAACUGCAGGUUACCAGAAGGCUAUGUCCACCUGUGUUUCUCACUUCACUGCAGUCUCCAUUUUCUACGGAACUGUCAUCUUCAUGUACUCCCAGCCCAGCUCAAGUCACUCCAUGGACACUGACAAAACUGUAUCCGUAUUCUAUGCCAUGGUCAUCCCCAUGCUGAACCCUCUGGUCUACAGUCUACGGAACAAGGAGGUGAAAAGUGCAUUCAAGAAGGCUGUGGAGAAGACAAAACAUUCCUUAGGAAUUUGCAUUUAA